AAUGAUGAAACGUGUUUUACUGGGAAAGAAAAUGCAACGGAGAUGGCUGAACUCGUUGCAAAGCUAGCACGCAACAAUUUGACGAUUGAGACAAGCGUGGAGCAAUACUGGGAGCGGCGAGUGCUAAUGCAAACCGAUUCGAUAUCGGAUUUUGGCGGAAUCCAGUGGGAGCUGCUUGGAAUAAUGACCCUCACCUGGAUCGUCGUGUACUUCGCGCUUUGGAAAGGGAUCACGCGCGCGCGUAAGGUAAUCAAAUGCACAGCGCAGCAAUAA
Molecule: messenger RNA, 273 nt
Organism: Gongylonema pulchrum
Lineage: Eukaryota; Metazoa; Nematoda; Chromadorea; Rhabditida; Gongylonematidae
Source: the annotation of a GenBank genome assembly